Messenger RNA from Pestalotiopsis fici W106-1, 591 nucleotides. RefSeq lists its product as uncharacterized. The transcript has a single exon. Gene Ontology annotation, cellular component: nucleolus. The record is from RefSeq and is a predicted model, not a curated record. Bases 1 to 591 code for a protein of 196 amino acids. Gene Ontology annotation, biological process: negative regulation of protein kinase activity. Lineage: Eukaryota; Fungi; Ascomycota; Sordariomycetes; Amphisphaeriales; Sporocadaceae. Gene Ontology annotation, molecular function: double-stranded RNA binding; protein kinase binding; protein kinase inhibitor activity.
AUGUCCGGCGAAGGUCCAGAGAGCAUCCCCACCUCGGCCGACUCGCGCUCCAAGCGCGCGGUCAAGAAGCGUGCCCUUACCCCCGUGUCGGCUCAGGCCUCGAACGUAGAUGCUCUCUUUGCCCGCCCCGACCAAGACAUCCGCAUUCCGGACUCGUCGACAGCGGUGGCCCGGUCGCGGAUCGCCCCGCCGCCCGAGAUUGUGACCAACGUACAAGGUUCCAGUGCUGGAGCUGGCUCGGGUGAGUUCCACGUCUACAAGGCCUCGCGGCGGCGCGAGUAUGAGAGAUUGCGUCAGAUGGACGUAGAAGUGAAGCAGGAGCAGGAGAACGAGGAGUUUGAGCGCAAGAGAGAGGAGCUGGCACGAAAGGAUGAUGAAAAGACAAGGAGGAACCGCGAGAAGAGGGAAAAGAUGAAGGCUCGAAAGGCCAAGGCCAAGGCUGGAGGAGGAGCUGCAAAGGCGUCUACAAACGGUACUAAGGGCCCCCGGAUUGCAGUGACCAGAGCAGACGACGGCGAGGAAGACACCGAGAUCAAGGAUGCACCGGUUGCAGCUGAGGAACCAAAGGGGCUUGUCAUCGAGGACGAUUGA